AUGUUGAUCACAUAUUCCUCGCGGAAGGGAGGACUCCAUAGCCGACCACCUGUUCUCGAACCCUCCGGCAACCGACUCAGAGAUGUACUCCACCAACAACCGAACAUGAUGCACACGAUACAGGUCAACCUUCAACGAAGCGCCACUGCCCAGAGCCUUUUGCAGCAGACCUCGGCCGAAAGGGGAGCACAAGUCCUCCUCGUUUCCGAACAAAACUGGAGCCCAACACGCGACAACAGAUGGACAGUGAGCAAUGAUCUCUCCAGCACAGUGGUCCUCACGGCUUCAGCGGACUUCGUACCCGAGGCGAAAGGGUCCGGCUUCGGCUUCGCCUGGAUUCAAGGCCGCGGGCUAAGGAUUUACAGCUGCUACACCUUCCGCAACGCCACCGAUGAACAGUUUGAAACUUUUCUCGACGACAUGCAUCAGUCCGUGCUCGAAUGCGAUGCCCGAACUCACGUGUUGAUUGGCGGCGACUUUAAUGCCUGGUCUCAGGAGUGGGGAGGAUCCGCACGCAACGACCGGAGAGGAGAACGUCUCUCAGACCUCGCGGCCGGUCUGAACCUCCAUACUGAAAACAUCGGCUCCAAAUCGACAUACCGGAGGAUCAACGCCGAGUUUGUAAUCGACGUGACAUUCUCACGCCUCGUCGCACCAGCCACCAUACGCGGAUGGAGAGUCCUGGAAGACGUUGAGUCAGCCAGCGACCACCGCUACAUCGAAUUUAACCUCGAUCCUACACCUGACGUGGAUGACACUGGUGACAAUCACGCAAGAGGCUGGUCAUUCCGUCAGCUGGACGCCCAAGCACUGGCCGCACACCUCAGCAAUACGGCUCAACCCUACGUUGACGAAGACACCACGGCGUCACAGGCAGCCGAGCAACUCACCGCCUAUCUGGAGGCAGCCUGCGACUCCUGUAUGCCUCCAAGGGCCCCGCGGAGACCAGGCAGGAAGCAAGUACACUGGUGGUCAAAGGACCUCGCCGCACUCCGUCAAUCAACCACUAGGCUACGCAGGGCUCUUCAACGGUCUGCUCGGAGGCACGAUCCUUGUGACGUCACGGACGCCCAUCGCGAGGCAUACAGGGGUAUACGUAAAGACCUACGCAACGCCGUUCGUGAAGCUCAGGCAAAGAGCUGGUCUGAGCUAUGCAAGGCCGUCGACAACGACCCAUGGGGUCUACUGUACAGGGUCGUGACCAAGAGGAUCGGCCGUCAGCGGCCAGGCGUCGAAGCUCGCGGAAGGACUCCAUAG
Metopolophium dirhodum (rose-grain aphid) is the source of this 1257-nucleotide messenger RNA. RefSeq lists its product as uncharacterized. Bases 1 to 1257 code for a protein of 418 amino acids. NCBI's taxonomy places the organism in Eukaryota, Metazoa, Arthropoda, Insecta, Hemiptera, Aphididae. The record is from RefSeq and is a predicted model, not a curated record. Gene Ontology annotation, molecular function: catalytic activity. The transcript has a single exon.